Messenger RNA from Pan troglodytes (chimpanzee), 7291 nucleotides. RefSeq names its product F-box and leucine rich repeat protein 21 (gene FBXL21). NCBI's taxonomy places the organism in Eukaryota, Metazoa, Chordata, Mammalia, Primates, Hominidae. Bases 5470 to 6774 code for a protein of 434 amino acids. The transcript has 5 exons. Gene Ontology annotation, biological process: positive regulation of protein ubiquitination. Gene Ontology annotation, molecular function: protein binding. The record is from RefSeq and is a predicted model, not a curated record.
CCUGCGCGGGGAGGCGGCAUUUGAGGAGAGGGCGCGAGGCGGGGCCAGGCGGGGCGGGGCCUUGGGCGGCUGCGGUCUGCGCGGACCCCGGUGCCUAGGCGCUCCUGUGCCUCCAGUGCGCGGAGCCGGUCUCGCUCGGGCGUGUUCCUGCGCCGACCGGACGGCCGGACUCCAGCGCCUUGGCCCGGCCCGCGAACGCUGAGCACGCGCGGAAACCCUUUAAAGGUAGCACAUUUUUUGGGUGUCGCGGGGGCACCGCCGGCGGUGGCGACGUGGGGCGGAAUGGGCUCGCUCUUUGGGCCCGGGAGGCGUGCGCUCGCGCCCUAGGCCAAGUCGGGGCGGUCUCGGGCGGCUGAGCGCCCCCUGGAGCGACCCCUCCCGCGGCCCGGGCCCCGGCCGCCCCCGAAGCCGGGGUGAGCGGGGCCUAGCUCGGGCCGCCAGUGCGGACUCGCAGCCCCCGGGCGUCCGCUUUCUCGCUGGGCUGGGUUUCUGCAGUGCCGGGCGCCCACCCGGCCACCCCAUGAGCCGCGCGUCUGGCUCUUCGGUGGAGUGAGCCUAGAAAGGGCGGCGUUCGUCCAGUGAUCACUGCUACCCGAGGUUGCUUUUUGCAUGACUGCUUGCAGUUAAGUUCACAGGAGUUUAUAGUUGCCACAAAUGUCAAAAAGUAGCCUUCCCGCGAGCUGAAAGCGCUCACCUGUGCGCUUUAAGGUGUACCGUCUUUGUCUUUGGCGAGUGUGCCUUUUAAGACGCUUCCAAGAUAAAUUGAAUAAGAAAUGAUGAUUAUUUUCUCCCAGAAAAAUCUUGCAGAAAUGAUUUCUGGAAACACCUGUGUUCGUUGUUAGCCCCCUUAGAAUGCCCAUCCGGAGGCGGGCUCUCCCUGGCUCGAAAGGCCUCCCCGCGGAGGGCCUGGCUUGCUGUCCGCUCGCUUUUCGCUUCCAGAGUCGGAGAGACGCGACUUUGGGGUCGAUGUGGAGAGAGAAACAGAUGCCCUAGGCGCCCGCCAUUCAGGGAUUUUCACAAACUGCCCAGUUCAGCUUUGUCCCUUGCGUCUCCAAAGGUGUUUUCAAUCUACAUAUAUUUGGAAAACUUCAGUUUUCAUAUGAUUUAUUUAAAAAUAAGCAUACAUAUUAUGUUUAUUAGGAAGUAAAAAUUUUCUUUUCAAGUAGAUAUGUCCUAGUACCACAGAGAGACUUGAGUGUAGAAAAUUGCUAAACCAGUGACAAAAUGCCAGAACACUGCAAAGAUGGCAACCACUGCUUUAGGAAAUAUUUGACAUAAAUAUUUUUCAUGUUUUGUCUCCUUAAUAUCUCGGUGAUAUUUUUAUUUGAUUUGAUAUUUUAAAAAGAAUUGUAACUUUUAGACUUAGAAGGGAACUUAGAGUCUUAUGGGCUGCAAAGUACAUAAAUCUGUUUGACAACGUCUCCAACAAAUUAUGUUUUGUCCUUUGCUUGGAUUAUAUUUAGUAGAAAGAGGUGUUGCCCCAUUCUUUUGUUGGAAAACUGUGUGUUUUUAUGUGUUUUGGAGCGCGAGACUUCAGCCCUCCUGUCCAGGCCAUGCUUCCCCUGCCCUUGCACUGGUGACUAGGAUUCCAGGCUCCUUAACACGGACCAUCUGCCUGGGGCAACAAUCUGAUUGUUUAUCAUGAAACUUUAGGAAGGAGAUUAAAUAAAGGACAUUUAAUAGUUAUUUCCCUUUACUUUUGCUGCUCCCAACAAAUUUGUCCACCCUUUUCGGAUAAUUUUGCAUCUAUGUUCUGUUAUCUGUGGUAUUCACCUAUUAUUUCUAUUGUUGUGAUCAUUGAAAACUUGAAACUGUUGAAAGUAACUUCUGGGUAUUCAUUUCACCGAUCUGGAAGAACCUAGUGAUGGUGCAGAAGAGAGCUGCUUCCAUGGCCUUUAGUGAGUUGGCUGUGGAUGUUCAGUCAGUCUUCAUCUCAUCUUCUUUGAUAAUCUUGCCCUCAAGAAUACUGUGGCAAUCUCUUAGAUACUUCUAGAGGAUCCCAUUCACGUAGUCACCUGAUCUACCAAAUUAGAAAACACAUCAAAAAAGGCAUUUGAGUUAAGGUGGUUAGUGGAGCUCCUCAGUGCUAAUAAACUUGUUUCAUACUCUGGAAUUGUGCUGAAGAUCCGUGUCCAGCUUGCUCUUUUCUCCCUUUUUGGAAGAAUGGCUUAUCACUUGAUGGAGUCCUGUAUUCUGGUUUUGUUCCCUACCUGUCCUCAAAAUUCUCGUGACUAUGAGACAGCCAUCAUGUUCCUUCAGCAACCAGGGAAGUAAUUCAUCUGAUUCAGAAGACUUCAGUGCACUGAUCUGAGAUAGGUAGUGGUGCACCAUCUUCUUACUGGUCUUGGGUAGCAACUCCCUAUUGAUAUGUCAGUAUUAUGUCAGUAUUCUCACAUGAAGAAUGGCCUAUUGGCACAGAAAUUAGCCAUAAGUGUAACUCAGGAGAAAAGUUUCUGCAGUAAAUAAAAAUGUGUGUCAUCUGAUUUGAGUUAACUAGUAACUCGACUUGUCUUUUAUUUUUGGUGUUUCACUGAAAGUGUGCCCUGGAGUUCCUUUCCCUCUACAUCUGGAAUAAAGGAAGGACAGCCAACCGUGACAUUAUCUGGAAAACAGUGUAACAGCAGGUGGCAGUGAGGAAAUCAAAUGGUAGAUCGUGAGCUCAAAUACAUUCCCCUAGCCUGUCCUCCCCAGUUCUGCUUUAGGAGUUGGAUUCAGAGAGAAAUGGAAAAUUAACAGGUGGUAGACAGUAGAGUUUUAAGGGAACUGUUUAGUAAAUUAAUAGGUUGCCUUGUUUAACUCCUCUGUGUAGUUGAGUUUGGUUUACAAAAGUAGUAGAAUGUAUUUAUUUAUGUUUACCUUACGACAUUUAUUCACGAUGCCAAGGGUGUGAGUUUUAUCCUGCUGUAGACCUAUAUUACUAUUUUCUUCAGUUUCCAUAGACUUUCCUGCUAACUCUGACAAGUCAUUUUCCUGAAAUUUGGCAAACCUCAAAGAGUAUGACUGAAUCAAUGCCAUCUCUAUCAAUAUAUAUGAAAUGAUUUUUAAAUAUGAAGCAUAUAUUCUAUUAACAGCAGACUAGUCCAACUAUAUUCAUAUGGGAAUGAUAAUAAAAAUCACUCAUGUCUGCCUCUUUACUAUAACUGUGGUGGUAUUAUGUGCUACUAAAAUCUGGAACUGGAAGAUUUACACAGCCUGUAAACAGAUAAUUGUAGUCAUGAAUUCCCUCACAUUUUUUGUAGUAUCUCUCUAUAGACAUUAAUUAAAAUACGGAUUCUCAGAGUCCAUUCACUCUUUGAUCCAUAGCCUUGGUACAGCCUCAAGAAUAAUUCCUGGGAAUCAUAAGAUUUCCACUAAGCAUGCUAAUUUUUUGGAAUUUGUUUUGUUUUUGUUUUGUUUUAUUUUGUUUUGUUUUUGUUUUUGAGACAGGGUCUCACUCUGUUGCCCAGACUGGAGUGCAGUGGUGUGAUCUCAGCUCACCGCGACCGCUGCCUUCCUGCCUCAGCCUCCCAAGUAGCUGGGAUUACAGGCAUGCGCCACUACCACUCAGCUAAUUUUUGUAUUUUUUUUAUUUUAAAAAAUUUUAAAAAGUUUUUUUAAUUUUAGAGAUGGGGUUUCACCAUGUUGGCCAGGCUGGUCUUGAACUCCUGACCUCAAAUGGUGCACCUACCUCGGCCUCGCAAAGUGUUGGGAUUACAGAUGUGAGCCACCGCGCCCGGCGGGGCUAGUGUUUUUUUGUGUGGUUUUUUUUUUUUUUUGAUACGGAGUCUCGCUCUGUCACCCAGGCUGGCGUGCAGUGGUGCAAUCUCUGCUCACUGCAAGCUCCGCCUCCCGGGUUCACUCCAUUCUCCUGCCUCAGCCUCCCAAGUAGCUGGAACUACAGGCGCCCGCCACUAUGCCUGGCUAAUUUUUGUAUUUUUAGUAGAGACGAGGUUUCAUCAAUGAACAACAACAAAAAAUAGUUUUAGAAUCAAUAAUUUCUAACAAAAUCCUUCAAUAUAUAGAGUGAUAUAUAAAGAGCCUAAGCAUAGAAAUUAUUGGAUGUUUAUUUAUGUAUUCUGAUGAAUGUGUUUUUGUGGUAUUUUACCAAGAUAGGAAGUGAAAUCAAAUGGAUGUUGGUGAGUACCCUACGGCAACCAUUGCUUCAUUUCAUGGUUCAGAGUGAACUCUAAUCUGGAAGCCUUCCUUAGGUCAUUCCUGCUUCUGGGAUCCAACUCUAUGUUGUGCUUAAGAAAUGUGUCACAUCAGACAGAGUGAAUCACAAGACAGAGAUAUUUACCUAUCACAUAAGUAUUUUAUUAGAUUUCAAGGUAUGUUUCAAUUAUGACACUGAAUCUUUCAUGUGUACAUUCCUAACAUUGCAGGGGUUAAAGGAGGGUUAUAUAGUUAACCAAAGUUCAAUAAAGUUCAGAACCACUCUUACCAUUAUUUUGCCUUUCAAAUAAUUGUAUACUUAAAAUACUUUGUAUUCUUACAUAAAAUAUACGUACAAGAUGACCAUAUAUACUUGGACGUAUCUGGACUUCAAAUUUGCUGGAACUUAGUUGCGUCCCAAGCUGGCUAAUACCUAGAGAUUCAUCAUUUCUGUUUGGAGGGUAAGAAUGCUCAUUCCCUGGCUGCUUUACUGGAGAGGAUCAGGUGUGUUGCUUGAACUAAGACUUUGUCCCUGCCAUAUCUAACUUCUCUGAGCUCCUGUGUCCUGGCUGUCAUCUGAAAAUUGUUGCAGAUCAUUUGAGUUUUUGUUAGAAUUGUGCUUUGACUUAAGUAAUGAAAACAGUUCAGAAAACUGCACUGGACAAUUUAAUAUAGCAACACAGACUGCAACUAAACUAUCUGCUGGCACUUUAAUCCUCACAAUGAUCAUAUAGGUACUUUUCUUGUUGGAGAUGAGGAAACUGAGGCUUAGAGUAAUUUGUUCUGACACGAUCAUAUGGUUAGUAAGUAGCAGAGUAGGGACUUAUCUAGACCUAUGCUUUUAGUUGUGUUUUACUAUCUCCCAGACCUCCCAUGUCUUUUUUUUUUUUAAGGACAAUUGCAAUGUGAUACUUCCUUCUUUGAAAGAGAUAAAAUACAAUAAUUGACUAGGAAAAAAAAAAAAAACUUGGGACAUACACUGCUUCCUUGGACAUUUCCUCCUGGAAGCCUCCCAAGCCACCUCUUCCACACACAAACUCAAUCACAUGCAUCCUCUUUUCCUUCUGUUGAAACUUGUCCCAACUUUGGUCAUAGCAUUUAUCACUGUAUUUCACCAUUUGACCAUAGCUCUUUGAGAACAGGUUUGUACUUAUUUAUCUCUGUAUCCCCAGCAUGAGGUAGCACCUAUCCAUGCAUGAAAGUGGAAGAUACCUACUAAAAUUGUAUUAAUUAAACAAUUUUUCAUUUUCUAAUGUUAUUCUGUACAGUUAGAGUGCCAAUAUUUGGUGGAAAUGUGAAAAAACUAUCAGAAACUGAACAUUUUCUAAUGUUUACAGAAUGAAGAGGAACAGUUUAUCUGUUGGGAAUAAAAUUGUCCAGUUGUCAGGAGCAGCGAAACAGCCAAAAGUUGGAUUCUACUCUUCUCUCAACCAGACUCAUACGCACACGGUUCUUCUAGACUGGGGGAGUUUGCCUCACCAUGUAGUAUUACAAAUUUUUCAGUAUCUUCCUUUACUAGAUCGGGCCUGUGCAUCUUCUGUAUGUAGGAGGUGGAAUGAAGUUUUCCAUAUUCCUGACCUUUGGAGAAAGUUUGAAUUUGAACUGAACCAGUCAGCUACUUCAUCUUUUAAGUCCACUCAUCCUGAUCUCAUUCAGCAGAUCAUUAAAAAGCAUUCUGCUCAUCUUCAGUAUGUCAGCUUUAAGGUUGACAGUAGCGCUGAGUCAGCAGAAGCUGCCUGUGAUAUACUCUCUCAGCUGGUAAAUUGUUCCAUCCAGACCUUGGGCUUGAUUUCAACAGCCAAGCCAAGUUUCAUGAAUGUGUCGGAGGUAAGGAUAUUAUGCCACUUAACAGUUGUUUUUAUCAACUCAAAAUCAUUAUCAUCAAUCAAAAUUGAAGAUACGCCAGUGGAUGAUCCUUCAUUGAAGAUUCUUGUGGCCAAUAAUAGUGACACUCUAAGACUCCUAAAGAUGAGUAGCUGUCCUCAUGUUUCAUCUGAUGGAAUUCUUUGUGUAGCUGAUCAUUGUCAAGGCCUUAGAGAACUGGCGUUGAAUUAUUACAUCCUAACUGAUGAACUUUUCCUUGCACUCUCAAGCGAGACUCAUGUUAACCUUGAACAUCUUCGAAUUGACGUUGUGAGUGAAAAUCCUGGACAGAUUAAAUUUCAUGCUAUUAAGAAACACAGUUGGGAUGCACUUAUUAAACAUUCCCCUAGAGUUAAUGUUGUUAUGCACUUCUUUCUAUAUGAAGAGGAAUUUGAGACGUUCUUCAAAGAAGAAACCCCUGUUACUCACCUUUAUUUUGGUCGUUCAGUCAGCAGAGUGGUUUUAGGACGGGUAGGUCUCAACUGUCCUCGACUGAUUGAGUUAGUGGUGUGUGCUAAUGAUCUUCAGCCUCUUGAUAAUGAACUUAUUUGUAUUGCUGAACACUGUACAAACCUAACAGCCUUGGGCCUCAGCAAAUGUGAAGUUAGCUGCAGUGCCUUCAUCAGGUUUGUAAGACUGUGUGGGAGAAGGUUAACACAGCUCUCUGUAAUGGAGGAAGUUUUGAUCCCUGAUGAGGAUUAUAGCCUAGAUGAAAUUCACACUGAAGUCUCCAAAUACCUGGGAAGAGUAUGGUUCCCUGAUGUGAUGCCUCUCUGGUAAUGGGCUGCCAAAGAUUCUGAAAUUGUUGUUGUUGUUGUUGUUUUUUAAUCAGUAGGAUUAGCUGCUUUCUAUCUAAACAAAUGUAAAUUUUAAAAUGUGUUGCUGCUGUAUUUUAGGUCAAAUAUUUGAUUGUUUGCAAACUGUCUUAAUGGAUUGCUGCAGAAACAUUUGGAAAAAAAUAAGAAAUUUGAAAAGCAAGAAAUUGCUGUAAAUAGGGCACAAGCCCUGUAUAUGGAUUAGAUGGUCGAUAUGCCAAAAACUACAGAUGGUUUCUAAGUAGAUUUCUCAGCUUUCCUUGGAGGCAUAUUGUAGCUUGCUAAGUAAGUGUGUAAUAUUGAACUUGGAUUCUGUAAAGUUAUGUCAUUUACUUUAUUACAUUGUUUUAUUUGAUUCUAUUUUAUCUUGGUAUUAAUAUAUUUUAUAAAAUAUAAAAAAUUUUAAAGCUUAUUUAACGAUAACAUUUUUAGCACCCUAUGAGAUCAUCUUGUGAUUCAGUAAAAAACUUCUAAUUUCCAAA